This is a messenger RNA of Nicotiana tabacum (common tobacco), 2036 nucleotides long. RefSeq names its product serine/threonine-protein kinase STY13. Lineage: Eukaryota; Viridiplantae; Streptophyta; Magnoliopsida; Solanales; Solanaceae. Gene Ontology annotation, biological process: signal transduction; protein phosphorylation. Gene Ontology annotation, molecular function: protein kinase activity; ATP binding. The record is from RefSeq and is a predicted model, not a curated record. Gene Ontology annotation, cellular component: cytoplasm.
AUACAAUAGGUCUUCCCCCUCUCCGUCCGAGUAAAGAGAAAAAAGAGAGACGAAGACCCCUAUAGCUAAGACAAAGACAAUAUUCAUUCAUUCAUCAUUUUGUGUGUGUGUGUGUGUGUGUGUGUGUGUGUUUCCUCUGCGUUCUUUUUCUUCUUCUUUAUUCUACUACUACUACUACUACUACUACUACUACUACUUGUCUAUACGUUGUUGUUUGUCUGCCGGUGGAGGUGAGUGGGUUCAACUCGGUGGAGCUGCGCGUGGUGGAGUUUGUGUACAGCUUCAGAAUCGAUCGGGUGUUAGGAGUUGGAACACUUGCGCGCACCUCGACUAAUUCCCCGGGAUACCUGCCACUUCCCACCAGCAACAGGUACCAGGAUUAUGGAGAGUGAAGUUUGACUGUGCCAAUCUUCAUGCAGUAUAAAUAAGCUAGACUUGAAGCUUUUGUGCUGCAGCAGAUUUAUCAGAGAAAAUGUUGGAGGCUCCAAAGUUAGCAGGACUUAUCGACUUAAAUGAGAACCAUGAUAAUUAUGGCAUCACUCAAAAUUUUUACCAUAAGCUUGGCGAGGGUUCAAACAUGUCAAUCGACAGUUAUGGGAGCUUGCAAAUGAGCAUUGGUGGAGGUUCGGUUGCGAUGUCAACGGAUAACAGCAGUGUUGGAUCAAAUGGUUCCCACACACGUAUUUUAAACCACCCGGGCCUCAAGCGCGUCCGCAAUAACUAUACCACAGCAGCUAGUGUAAAUAGGGGGAGAGUUUCUCAAGGGUUGAGUGAUGAUGCCCUAGCUCAAGCUUUGAUGGAUCCUCGAUUUCCUACCGACGGGCUUGAGAAUUAUGAUGAGUGGACAAUUGAUUUGAGGAAGCUAAACAUGGGUCCAGCUUUUGCUCAGGGGGCUUUUGGGAAACUCUACAAGGGAACAUACAAUGGUGAGGAUGUUGCUAUCAAGCUUCUAGAGAGGCCAGAAAAUGAUCUUGAGAGAGCUCAGUUGAUGGAGCAGGCAUUUCAGCAGGAAGUCAUGAUGUUGGCAAGGUUGAAGCAUCCAAACAUAGUGCGUUUUAUUGGUGGAUGCCGUAAACCUAUGGUCUGGUGUAUUGUGACUGAAUAUGCGAAAGGGGGAUCAGUGCGUCAGUUUCUGGCCAGGAGACAAAAUCGAUCAGUGCCCUUGAAGUUAGCGGUGAAGCAGGCAUUAGACGUGGCAAGGGGGAUGGAAUAUGUACAUGGCCUGAAUCUGAUACACCGUGACCUGAAAUCUGACAAUCUACUGAUUGCUGCGGACAAGUCGAUCAAGAUUGCAGAUUUUGGGGUUGCUCGUAUUGAAGUGCAGACUGAAGGAAUGACACCAGAGACUGGAACAUACCGCUGGAUGGCUCCGGAGAUGAUCCAGCAUCGAGCUUACACCCACAAAGUCGAUGUUUAUAGUUUUGGCAUCGUUCUGUGGGAACUCAUAACAGGGAUGCUUCCCUUCCAGAAAAUGACCGCUGUGCAGGCAGCUUUUGCUGUUGUCAACAAAGGUAUUCGUCCAGCAAUCCCCAAUGAUUGUUUGCCUGUCCUAAGUGAGAUCAUGACCCGCUGCUGGGAUGCUAACCCUGAUAAUAGGCCACCAUUCUCUCAAGUGGUCAGAAUGCUCGAGGUCGCAGAGACAGAGAUCAUGACAACUGUCAGAAAGGCCCGUUUUAGGUGCUGCAUAAGCCAACCGAUGACUACUGAUUAAUGUGGGAAGAGGAAUCUAGAAGCAGUAAGAACAGGAGUAAAGAAUUUUGGGAAGGCCAAAAAAACAUCUGAUUUUAAGUCCUUUAUGUGUAUCUAUUAGGCAUAAUUUCUUUGUUCGAUAGGAAAGGGAGUAAGUUAUGAGAACUUUUUGUUUCAUUGUUGUAUCCUUUUAACCCCCCCUCCCCCUCCCCCUCCUUUCUCCUUUGAUUUAAGAUGCUGAUAAGUAGUAGAAGAGAGGGUUGAUGUGUAUCAUACCGGUCCUUUUAUGGCAUUGUAGACCUUAUCCUUUGUUGUUAUUAAGUUUGAAUGUAUAAGGUCCUAAAGAA